Molecule: messenger RNA, 1438 nt
Organism: Rhagoletis zephyria (snowberry fruit fly)
Lineage: Eukaryota; Metazoa; Arthropoda; Insecta; Diptera; Tephritidae
Product: regulator of G-protein signaling 7-like
Biological process (GO): G protein-coupled receptor signaling pathway; positive regulation of GTPase activity; regulation of G protein-coupled receptor signaling pathway
Cellular component (GO): cytoplasm; neuron projection
Molecular function (GO): GTPase activator activity
Source: RefSeq, a predicted model, not a curated record
UCCACAGAUGGAAGCAAUCAUCGAUAAGAUGCAAGCAGAGUCAACUGGAGUGGCCGUGCGUACAGUUAAAGCGUUUAUGAGCAAAGUGCCAUCAGUGUUUACUGGUGCGGAUCUAGUCGCUUGGAUACUAAAGAAUCUUGGUGUAGAAGAAGUGACAGAAGCCUUGCAUUUUGCUCAUUUGGUUGCCUCGCAUGGUUACAUUUUUCCCAUCGAUGAUCAUCAGUUGACUGUGAAAAAUGAUGGCACGUUUUAUAGAUUUCAAACGCCCUACUUCUGGCCAUCAAAUUGCUGGGAGCCGGAAAACACCGAUUAUGCCGUGUAUCUGUGCAAGCGUACAAUGCAGAAUAAAACUCGACUGGAAUUGGCUGAUUAUGAAGCGGAAAAUUUGGCUAAGUUGCAAAAAAUGUUCUCACGCAAAUGGGAAUUUAUCUUCAUGCAGGCGGAUUCACAAAGCAAAGUUGCGAAAAAACGAGAUAAACUGGAGCGCAAGGUAUUAGAUUCGCAGGAGCGCGCUUUUUGGGAUGUGCACCGGCCGAUGCCCGGCUGUGUGAACACUACAGAAAUCGACAUAAAGAAAGCGUAUCGGCGUGGCGGUCAUGGUUCGGGUACCUCUGGCGGUGCGGUGGCAAAGAAUCCUAUUGAACAAUUGACGCGCGUAAUUGCGCUACGCAAACAAAAACUCGAGCGACGCACAAUCAAGGUGUCGAAGGCGGCAGAAGCCCUGGUUGCCUACUACGAGCAGUAUAAUGAAUUUGAUUACUUUAUUACAUUGCCAGAGUUGCCCAAUCCCUGGCAAACAGACAGCACAGAAAUGUGGGAUGCGGAACGUAACUCAAAAGACGUUCCGCUACGGCGGGUCAAACGUUGGGGAUUCAGUUUACGUGAGCUUCUGAACGAUCCAGUGGGCCGCGAACAAUUCACUAAAUUUCUCGAAAAAGAAUACAGUGGCGAGAACUUAAAGUUCUGGGAGUCGGUGCAACAAAUGAAAACGCUACCACAAUCUGAAAUCAAAGAAGCAAUACACAAAAUUUGGCAAGAAUUUCUCGCACCCGAUGCACCCUGUCCGGUCAAUGUGGAUUCCAAGUCAGUGGAAUUGGCACGCGAAGCAGUCAACGCCGCAAAUGGGCCAAAUCGUUGGUGUUUCGAUGUGGCCGCUGCGCAUGUCUACCAUCUCAUGAAGAGCGACUCAUAUUCACGUUAUCUACGCUCGGAUAUGUACAAGGACUAUUUGAAUUGUUCGCGCAAGAAAAUCAAAUCGAUACCAAAUUUGUUUGGUGUAAAGCGCUAGGGGGGUGGGGGAGUAAAUAAAAAUAUUGAAAAUAAGUAAGGAAGAGGCGAAUGAGCAUGGAAUAUGAAAUGGUUGAAUUACUUACACAUAAGUACUUUAAAUAUAAAUAUGUACCGUCAUGCCGCUUGUUAUUUAUAAUAUUUUGUUAAA